This is a messenger RNA of Eimeria necatrix, 753 nucleotides long. RefSeq names its product At4g34360, related. The record is from RefSeq and is a predicted model, not a curated record. The transcript has 9 exons. NCBI's taxonomy places the organism in Eukaryota, Apicomplexa, Conoidasida, Eucoccidiorida, Eimeriidae. The coding region runs from base 1 to 753 and encodes 250 amino acids.
AUGACGAGAUACGCGUCUUUGGACCACUGGGAGGAGCGCUACAAGAAGGACCCUGAACCCUUCGACUGGUUUAACAAAUAUGCAGCUCUUAAACCCUUUCUUCUUUCCGCGGGCCUCGAAGAAAGCCACGAAAUCCUCAUGCUCGGAUGCGGCACAUCCACAAUGAGCGAAAGCCUCUGGGACGACGGCUUCCGCAACAUCACCAACAUCGACUUCUCCUCGCAGUGUAUAAACAUCAUGCAGCAAAGAUGCGCAGACAAACCCGGCAUGACUUGGUUUGCAGCAGCAGCAGCUGCGGCAGCAGCAACUGCAGCAGCAGCAACUGCAGCAGCAGCAGCAGCAGCAGCAAGCUUGCUUGUGUCUUUUGCUGCUGCAGUUACUGUUUUGAAUGUGCUGGAGUUGGACCAGCUGGAGAGGCGAGGGUUUGACUUUGUUAUAGAUAAGGGGACUUUGGACUGCAUCCUAUGCGGCGAGAAGUCAUUUGAAAACGUCAACAAAGCCCUCACCCUCAUAUCUCAGAUCCUCAAGCCCGGAGGCGUCUACAUGAUGAUUUCUUACGGCUCUCCCAUGUUCCGUCUAAACCAUUUGCAAAGAAAAGAAUUUGAGUGGACUGUUGAUCUCCAAACCCUCGAAAAACCCUCUCUAAACACCCCAGCUGAAGUGGAGGAGAAAUCCAACGUGCAUUACAUUUACAUCUGCAAGAAGGAACAGGGCCAAGAGUGCGUCUGGACUGUCUGCGCAGCCGCCAACUGA